GUGCGGAGGCGGCUGGGAGGGGUUGCUCCGUUUCCCGUAGUCUCUCGAGUGCUGGACUCCGAGAGCAAGACGCGCGGCGCAGCCGCCGGGGCCGGGCAGGGCCGGGCCGGACUGGGGGCUCUGGGGGUGCCAUGAGGGGGACCCGGGCCGCCCCCUGCCGGCCAUGGCCAAGGCCGACGUUGGCGCUGCUGCCUCUGCUGGUGUUGCUGUUCCACCGGACACGACCUCAGGGCAGCCCUGGGCCCUUGCAGUGCUAUGGAGUUGGACCCUUUGGCGAUUUGAACUGCUCGUGGGAGACUCUUAGGGACCUGGGAGCCCCCUCCACGCUGUACCUCCAGAGCCAGAAGUAUCAUUCCAACAGAACCUGGACUGUGACAGUACCCUUCGGGCAGAGCUGGGUGACCAUCCCAAGGGAACAGUUGACCACAUCUGAUGAACUCCUUGUGUGGGGGGCCGAGGCAGGCCGGCCUCUCUGGCCCCCAGUCUUCGUGAACCUGGAGACCCGAAUGAAGCCAGAAGCUCCUCGGCUGGACCCUGAUGUGUACUUUUCAGAGGAUGAGCCCCUGGAGGCCACUGUUCAAUGGACCCCACCUGUGUGGCCACCCGAUAAGGUCCUGGUCUGUCAGUUCUACUAUCGAAGAUGCCAGGAGAUGGCUUGGACCCUGCUGGAACCAGAACUGAAGUCCAUACCCCUGACCUCUAUUGAUAUCCAGGACCUGGAGCUAGCCACUGGCUACGAGGUGUUUGGCCACUGCCGAAUGGAGAAAGAAGAGGAGCUGUGGGGCGAGUGGAGCCCCAUUCUGUCCUUCCAGACAUUGCCUUCCGCUCCAAAAGAUGUAUGGAUAUCAGGGAACCUCUGCGGGACACAAGGUGGACAGAAAUCCCUGCUUUUGUGGAAGGCCCCAGGGCACUGCGUGCAAGUGAGCUAUAGAGUCUGGUUCCAGGUUAACGGUCAGGAGCUGAUCCCAGAGGAGACUCCCUGCUGUAGCUACUCUAUCCCCACCCAGGCGGAGUGGGCUGCAGUGUCCGCCAUCAAUGCCACAAGCUGGGAGCCUCUCACCAACCUUUCUUUGGUCUGCUUGGGUCCAGGCUCUGCCCCCCAUGGCGUGGUGGUCAGCAGCAUUGCUGGGAGCACAGAGCUGCUGGUGACUUGGCAACAGGGGUCCGGGGAGCCACAGGAGCACGUGGUAGACUGGGCUCGAGAUGGCGACCGCCUGGAGGACCUCAGCUGGGUCCGGCUUCCUCCUGGGAACCUCAGUGCCCUGUUGCCAGGGAAUUUCAAAGAAGGGGUCCCCUACCGAAUCACAGUGACUGCAGUCUUUUCUGGGGGCAUGUACCCUGCCGCCUCCGUCUGGAGCUUCAGAGAGGAGCUAGCUCCUUUAGCAGGACCAGCGCCUUGGCGACUUCAGGAUGGCCCCCCAGGGACCCCAGCCAUAGCGUGGGGAGAAGUCCCAAGGCACCAACUUCGGGGCCAUCUCACCCACUACACCUUGUGUACACAGAGUGGCACCAGGCCUUCUGUCUGCAUGAAUGUGAGUGGCAGCACCCAGAACAUCACCCUGCCCAACCUUCCCUGGGGUCCCUGUGAGCUGUGGGUGAUGGCAUCUACCAUCGCAGGACAGGGCCCACCUGGUCCCAGGCUCCGGCUUCACCUACCAGAUAACACCCUGAAGUUGAAAAUUCUGCCUGGUAUCUUUUUCCUGUGGGGCUUGUUCCUGAUAGGCUGUGGUGUGAGCCUAGCCACCUCCAGAAGGUGCCCCCACCUGCGACACAAGGUACUGCCCCGCUGGGUCUGGGAGAGGGUCCCUGAUCCUGCCAACAGCAAUUCCACCCAGCCCUGUAUGGAGGAGGUGCCCCAGGCCCAGCCCCCCAAGGACUUGCCCAUAAUGGAAGUGGAAGACAUAGAACCGCUACCAGUUACGGAACCCCCGCAGGUCUCCUCCCAGCUUGACUCUGGGUAUGAGAAACACUUCCUGCCCACGCCUGAAGAGCUGGCCCUUCUGGGCCUUCAAGCUCCAGGUUCUGGCCUGAACCAACCCCAGGCUGGGAGCGGGGUGCUCAUUUGACAGCUGAAGACACUGAGGUUCAGAGAGGCUUGAGUGAAUUGCCUGAGGACACCGAGCCAGGAAGAACUGAGAUUGAAGGACCCCUACAGAGAAGGGCCUGGCCCUAUAGAGAAUAUACGGAUGGAUGAGGGAGCAAACGAAAUCCAGAGUGGCAGCUGCCUCCCCAAAUCUGUCCUCCUGCUGUAACAGAGCCGUUGUUGGGCAUACUCCCAGCAUCCCUUGCAGCUAGGUGUGGCCAUGGACAGAGUUCUGUGGUAUGUGCAGAAUGUGGUAUGUGCAGAAGCUGAGACUGAGUGGGGAGCCUCCAUAUCCUCUUCCCUUUCCCAUGAGCUGGAACUUCAAUGUGAUCCAGCUUCAGCUGGACCCAAGGGGGGGGUGGCAAGAAAUGGAAAGGAACCUGAGUCCCCAAGUGACUGCAGGGAUCAGAGCCACCUAGAGAAAUAAACUUUUGUUUUUAUA
This is a messenger RNA of Rhinolophus ferrumequinum (greater horseshoe bat), 2525 nucleotides long. RefSeq names its product interleukin 27 receptor subunit alpha (gene IL27RA). The coding region runs from base 132 to 2066 and encodes 644 amino acids. Gene Ontology annotation, molecular function: interleukin-12 receptor binding; interleukin-23 binding; interleukin-27 receptor activity. Gene Ontology annotation, biological process: positive regulation of activated T cell proliferation; cytokine-mediated signaling pathway. The record is from RefSeq and is a predicted model, not a curated record. NCBI's taxonomy places the organism in Eukaryota, Metazoa, Chordata, Mammalia, Chiroptera, Rhinolophidae. Gene Ontology annotation, cellular component: external side of plasma membrane; interleukin-23 receptor complex; interleukin-12 receptor complex. The transcript is spliced from 14 exons.